AUGGCUUUUCUCUCUGCAACUGUUCAAGACUUACUUCAGAAACUUGCAUCUCCAGACAUGAUCGAUUACAUCAAAUGCAGCAAGUUGAAUCUCCUUAAACUUACACUCUUCCAAACUUCGCUUCUCACCAUUCACUCAGUUCUUCAAGAUGCAGAGCACAAAUACUUCUUCAACCCCAAACUCAAGCUAUGGAUGGAUGAAUUAUCCGACGCUAUCUCACUUGCAGAGGAUUUGAUUGAUGAAAUCGGCUACUAUUCCCUCAAAUGCAAGGUGGAGAUUACUCAACCUGAAUGUGAUUUUGAGUUCAAUUAUAAAUUGAAUUUGAUCUGUCCAAGACUGCAACAUUUUGUUCAACAAAUUGAUAUCUUUGGUCUGCAAUCUGUAAGUACUACUUGUGUUUCUCGUACAAUGCAUUCAAAUUCAAAUUCAGUAGUAAACGCAACUGUUAUAGUUGGUAGGAAGCAUGAUAAGGAGAAACUGAUGAAUAUGUUGAUGUUACACAAUGGCAUGGGCUAUACUGUUAAUAACAACAUAGGUGUGGUUGCUGUUUUAGGAGUUGGAGGUGUGGGUAAAUCCACACUUGCUCAACUUCUUUACGAUGAUAAACAAGUUAACGAGCAUUUUGAUUUGAAAACCUGGGUUCGUGUGUCGGAGGAUUUUGAUAUUGGGAGAGUAAUCAAGGCUCUCCUUGCAUCGGUAGAGCCAUUAACUUUCCAAGGUCAGGAUGAUCUUGAUUCUCUUCGGCUUAGGUUAAAAGAAAAGCUGGUGCGUAGAAGAUUUUUGUUUGUGUUGGAUGACUUGUGGAACAUCGGUUAUGAUGAGUGGCAUGAGUUAGCAACAGUUUUAUUUAAUGGAAAAUCUGGUAGCAGGGUGAUCAUCACAACACGCCAAGAAAGAGUUGCGGAGGUCGUUCAUACAUUUCCUAUUCAUAGCCUAGAACCUCUAUCACACGAAGAAUGCUGGUCCUUAAUCUCUAAACAUGCAUUUGGAAGUGAAAGUUAUGGCUGCAAUGAAUGCCCAGAUCUAGAAGCAAUUGGCAGGAAGAUUGCGACAAAGUGUCAAGGAUUGCCACUAGCUGCCAAAACACUCGGAGGACUUUUGUCUUCAAAGGUAGAUGCAAAGGAGUGGGCUGCUGUUAUGACCAACAACAUAUGGAACAUUCCAAAUCAAAAUAUUCUGCCAUCUUUGCUUAUGAGCUAUCAAUAUCUUCCUUCUCAUUUGAAAAGAUGUUUUGUAUACUGUUCAAUUUUUCCAAAGGGUUAUCCCUUUGACAGAAAACAAUUGAUUUUGUUGUGGAUGGCUGAAGGUUUUCUUGAACAUUCCCCGUGUGAAAAAGUGCUUGAAGAAGUAGGUGAUGACUACUUUGAUGAAUUGUUAUCGAGAUCUUUUAUUCAACAAUUGAACGGUGACGAUAAGAGAAAAAAGUUUGUCAUGCACGACCUUGUCUAUGAUUUAGCUGUAGUUAUUGGUGGGAAAAUUUGUUGUAGGCUUGAAUAUGGUGCUAGCAUCUCUAAAAAUGUUCACCAUUUUUCAUAUAUUCAAGAAAGGUAUGACACUUACAAGAAGUUAGAAAUUUGUUACAAAUUUGAAUGCCUGCGAAGCUUCUUUCCUCUUCAAGUUCAGCGGGGAUGGAGUUACUUAGCUAGAAAGGUGGUUGAUGAGUUGCUACCGACAUUCAGAAGUUUGCGUGUGCUAUCUUUAUCACAUUAUGAUAACUUCACAAUGUUGCCGGAUUCAAUUUCUUUCUUGUCACGUUUGCGAUUUCUCGAUCUCUCCAACACUAAAAUAGAAAGAUUGCCUAAUUCAACAUGUAAACUUUACUAUUUGCAAACUUUAAACUUAGCAUCGUGCCCAAGGCUCACUGAAUUGCCGGAAGACAUUGGAAAGUUAAUUAAUUUGCGCCACCUUAAUAUAAGUGAGACAAACAUUACGAAGAUGCCAAUGGAAAUUGUUGAACUGGGAAACCUUCAAACAUUAACUGUUGCUUUUGUCGUGGGUCAGCAAGGAGAUGGGUUAAGUGUGAGAGAGCUUGGGAAGUUUCCUAACCUACGGGGAAAACUUUCUAUCCAUAAUCUGCAUAAUGUCAUGGAUGUCAAGGAGGCGUGUGAUGCCAACUUGAGGAGGAAAGAACUCAUUGAAGAGUUAGAGUUAUAUUGGGGAGAACAUACAAAUGAUUCACCAAGAGAGAAUGUCGUUCUUGAUGUGUUGCUACCAUCAAUAAGUUUGAAGAAAUUGAGCAUUAGUUCUUAUGGCGGGACAAGAUUUCCAAGUUGGUUGGGAGAUUCUUUGUUUUCUAACAUGGUGUAUUUGUGCAUAAGUAACUGUAAGUACUGUGUGACACUUCCACCACUAGGGCAACUACCUUCUCUCAAAGAUUUAAUUAUAGAAGGUAUGUCAAUAUUGGAGACAAUUGGCCCAGAGUUUUAUGGCAUGUCAGGAGGAGAUUCUAAUUCUCCAUUUCAACCAUUUCCAUCCCUUGAGCAUCUAAAAUUAUCCUCUAUGUCUAAUUGGAAGGAAUGGCUUCCCUUUGGAGGCAGCAACUUUCCUUUUCCUCGGCUUAAAACUCUGAAGUUAGAUAAUUGUCCUAAACUAAUGGGACAUUUGCCUUGCCAUCUUUCUUCCAUUGAAGAGAUUACAAUAAUUUGCUGUGACCAUCUGCUGGCAACACCACCUACUCUGCAUUGGCUCUCCUCGGUAAAGUCUUUAUAUGUGCAUUCUCGAGAGCCCACUGAUUGUUCGUUGUUUGAAAGUGACUGUGCAUGUCUUCUGCAGCGUGUAGUAAUAGAACAAUUUAAGAUGAUGUUGUCUCUGCCUAAAAUGUUUACGAGCACCACUUGGCUUCAACACUUGGAACUUGAUUUCAUUCCAUCUCUCUCUUCAUUUCCGGAUGAUGGUCUACCCACUUCUUUGCAGUCACUAAGUAUUACUAACUGUGAGAAUUUGGCAUUCCUGCCUCUUGAAACUUGGAGCAAAUACACAUCACUUGUGACUUUGAAGUUAGAGGGUUCCUGUAAUGCACUGACCUCUUUCCCAUUGAAUGGUUUCCCAGUUCUUCAAAGGCUUUCGAUUCGAGGCUGUCGGAAUCUGCAAUGCUUUUUUAUUUCAGAAAUGUAUACCUGUUAUCCAUCAACCCUCCAAUCAUUUGAGGUUUGUAACUGUGACGCACUUAGAUCACUUCCUCAACAGAUGGAAACCUUCACUGCUCUUGAAAGCUUGAGGCUUAACUUACGAUUAUUGCCAUGCUAUGAAGGAGCUUGCCUCCCUCCCAACUUACGAUUAGUUUCCAUUGAUUCCUUAAGAACAAAAACAUUUGCGACCGGAUGGGGUCUCCAAAACCUUAAUGCUGUGUCUGAUUUGUAUAUUGGAAGUGAUGGUAUUGUUAACACCUUGCUGAAGGAGCAGUUGCUGCCCAUUUCUCUCCUGUCUCUGACAAUAAAUAUCCUUAAAAGGAAAUCCUUGCCAGAAAAUGGACUUCAACACCUCUCCUCUUUGACAAAUCUUACAUUUCAUAGUUGUUUGAGGCUUGAAUCAUUGCCAGAAGACAUGUUUCCUUCCUCUCUGAAAUCACUUGUAUUUGUAUUUUGCCCAAAACUCAAGUCCUUGCCUGACCGGCUGCCUUCCUCUCUGGAAACACUGGAGCUUGAUGUAUGUCAAAGAAUUGAGUCAUUGCCAAAAGAACUCCCUACUUAUCUUAAGCAACUGCGGAUUAGCCAGUGCCGUCUAUUAACAGCAAAAUAUGAGAAUCAGAAAGGGGAGCACUGGUCCAACAUUGCUCACAUCCCUAACAUAAAAAUAAAUGAUGAAUUGACAAUAUGA
Molecule: messenger RNA, 3816 nt
Organism: Lathyrus sativus (Indian pea)
Lineage: Eukaryota; Viridiplantae; Streptophyta; Magnoliopsida; Fabales; Fabaceae
Source: the annotation of a GenBank genome assembly